AAAGCAGUCCGCUUGAAGUGCAAACAGUUCGCAACGAACGCGCAAAGUGAACGGAACGUCGACGACCUCAAAGUUUAGAGGCGCCCAAAAUAAUCCAGUGAAAAAAAAAGAGAAUUAAAACAAAACCAAUACAAAACAAUGGCCGCCAUUAAGGACAGUCUGUUGGCCCAGGUUGCUGAGGUCCUGCCCAGCUCCGGGCACAAGGUCACCAUUGUGGGCAUCGGCCAGGUGGGCAUGGCCAGCGCCUUCAGCAUCCUGGCUCAGAACGUCUCCAAGGAGGUGUGCCUCAUCGAUGUCUGCGCGGACAAGCUGCAGGGCGAGCUGAUGGAUCUGCAGCACGGCUCCAACUUUCUGAAGAACCCCCAGAUCACGGCCAGCACCGACUUUGCCGCCUCGGCCAACUCCCGUCUGUGCAUCGUGACCGCCGGAGUGCGCCAAAAGGAGGGCGAGUCCCGCCUGUCCCUCGUGCAGCGCAACACCGACAUCCUCAAGAACAUCAUCCCCAAGCUGGUAGAGUACAGUCCCGAUACCAUUUUGCUUAUGGUGUCCAAUCCCGUGGACAUCAUGACCUACGUGGCCUGGAAGCUGUCCGGUCUGCCCAAGAACCGCGUGAUCGGCAGCGGCACCAACUUGGACUCGUCCCGCUUCCGCUUCCUGAUGUCGCAGCGCCUGGGCGUGGCACCCACCUCCUGCCACGGCUGGAUCAUCGGUGAGCACGGCGACAGCUCCGUGCCCGUUUGGUCUGGAGUGAACAUUGCCGGCGUGCGUUUGCGCGAGCUGAACCCCAUUCUGGGCACCGGCGAGGAUCCAGAGAAGUGGAACGAGCUGCACAAGCAGGUGGUGGACUCCGCCUACGAGGUGAUCAAGCUAAAGGGAUACACCUCCUGGGCCAUUGGCCUGAGCACCGCCUCCCUGGCCUCGGCCAUCUUGCGCAACACGAGCAGCGUGGCCGCCGUCUCCACCUCCGUUUUGGGCGAACAUGGCAUUGACAAGGAUGUGUUCCUCUCGCUGCCCUGCGUUCUCAAUGCCAACGGUGUGACAUCCGUGGUCAAGCAGAUCCUGACUCCCACCGAAGUUGAACAACUGCAGAAGUCCGCCAACAUCAUGUCCGAUGUCCAGGCUGGUCUGAAGUUCUAAAUCAAAGCAUUCAACUAACAGAUCCAUUCGCAACACCCAAAAAGAAAACAACACACAAAACAGAGCGGAAUGCUAAUUUUAGUCCAAUUUGGAGCAGCAGGGGAGCAGAAGCCAGUGAAAAGAUGCCACGGAUCGUAGCAUCAAGUAUUUCUGACUACCAAUGUUUAUUUUUAGUCCACCUCUCAAUUUAUUUAUUAUUUUUAUGAAUUAGUUCUUGUGUGCCCACACGAAUAAACUGUUUAAAUUUUAAGUUUAACCUGCCAUGCUCUUGUUAUUUGUUUCAUCUCGUCUUCUUCUCUGGAUUCUUUGCAUAUUUAUUUAUGAUUUUUUUUGGCCUGGAUUAGCGAUGCUCAUACACAACUUUAGCACCUAAGGAAUCUAAUUUUAAGGCCACUCUAGAGAACUUCCGUUGGGAAAAGAAUCAGAGUCAGACAACAACCGCCGCUACCUCAUUAGCGUAAAUUUUGAAUUGUGAAUCGCGCUUGUCAGUCAAGACGAGGAGCUCUAGUCAAAUUUACAGCCCUACUAACUAUACUCGAAAAAAAAGCAAACUAAGCAAAGCCCAUAUAGUCAAAAUAUACAACUUAAUGAAUAAAGAUUUAGCACCUAGUUGGUUUCGAGCACCCAUCAAAAAACUAGAU
Messenger RNA from Drosophila melanogaster (fruit fly), 1778 nucleotides. It is a transcript of the gene Ldh, whose product is annotated as lactate dehydrogenase. The record is from RefSeq and is marked reviewed. Gene Ontology annotation, cellular component: cytoplasm. Bases 139 to 1137 code for a protein of 332 amino acids. NCBI's taxonomy places the organism in Eukaryota, Metazoa, Arthropoda, Insecta, Diptera, Drosophilidae. Gene Ontology annotation, molecular function: oxidoreductase activity; L-lactate dehydrogenase (NAD+) activity; oxidoreductase activity, acting on the CH-OH group of donors, NAD or NADP as acceptor. The transcript is spliced from 4 exons.